AUGAACGUCCUGCUGAUGUUAAGUGUUGUUUUUGGAGUCAGCAUCACUCUGGUGGCUGGUGCGGUGCAGCCUCUCGGUGCAGGCUACAACAGCCGCUGUGUGUGUCUGAAGCUGGAGUCUCGGGUCAUCCCUCAGGAUAACCUGCGGCGAGUGGUCAUCCUGCCCCGGGGCCCUCACUGCAAGACCACCGAGGUCAUUGCCGGUUUGACCAGUGGCGAGAGGAUCUGCCUGAACCCCAGAACACACUGGGUUAAAAAACUCAUCAUGUUCAUCGAGAAAAAGAAGCAAGAGAACAACAAACUGUAGAAGACAUUGAUACUCUGAUUAACAUCUCUGCCUCUGCCAAAAGACCUGUCAGAAAACCGCACAUAUACAGUAUAGAUUCAUUUGUGUCUUGGAGAAUGAUUGUUUUGUAAUUAUUUUCAUAUUCUGAGUUCUAUAUUUGUCACUGUUAAUAGUUAAACCCAGACACGAACUGAAAUGAUGUGUCUUCUACACUACACUCACUGUCUUUACACUGAUUGUUUUAAUUGUAUACUAAUGGAAUCAUCAUGCUUUUCUGUGUUUCUUGU
Danio rerio (zebrafish) is the source of this 572-nucleotide messenger RNA. It is a transcript of the gene cxcl19, whose product is annotated as chemokine (C-X-C motif) ligand 19. Lineage: Eukaryota; Metazoa; Chordata; Actinopteri; Cypriniformes; Danionidae. Gene Ontology annotation, biological process: chemotaxis; cell chemotaxis; immune response. Gene Ontology annotation, cellular component: extracellular region. The record is from RefSeq and is marked provisional. Gene Ontology annotation, molecular function: chemoattractant activity; chemokine activity.